Drosophila suzukii is the source of this 810-nucleotide messenger RNA. RefSeq names its product proteasome inhibitor PI31 subunit. Gene Ontology annotation, biological process: proteasome-mediated ubiquitin-dependent protein catabolic process. Gene Ontology annotation, molecular function: endopeptidase inhibitor activity; proteasome binding. NCBI's taxonomy places the organism in Eukaryota, Metazoa, Arthropoda, Insecta, Diptera, Drosophilidae. The record is from RefSeq and is a predicted model, not a curated record.
CUAGUCUCCCUUUGGAGUUUUUUUGGGUUGUCAUUAAGUUCAAAAUUACCUGUGAACCAAAACCGAGCUUCAUAAAGAUGCCCUCAACUUGAUCGCUAUGGAAACGCCAGUCACCACUUCAUCACUAUCCCAUCUCAGCCAAAAGUCGCUGCAAUCCCUGGGGAUUGGAGUCCUGGGGAAAAACGAAACCGAAAUCGAGUCCUACGACUGGCCACUGCUGUUCCACUCCAUCCGGCCGGGCAUUCGCAAGAAGUCCGAUCUGUUGAUAGCCCUAACCCACUUUCUGGUCACCAAGGAGUACCGCCUGCGAUGCACCACUAAGGACACCUUAAAAUCAGGGGAAAGGCAGGUGGCUGGAGGCAGUUCCAGUGAGUUGCUACCGGAUCACUGGAAUCGUGAUGCGCACCGAUACUCGCUGCACUACGUCGAUGAGCUGGGCAGUCAGUAUGUCCUCUUGGCCAAGCUGAGUCGUCGGGAUUUGGUGAUCAGUCUGCAGAACUCGACCAGCAAGCGAGUGUCCAUCGCCUGUCUGCAGCCCGAGAAUCUGGUGGUCUCCACCAGUAAAUCCUCCGUGGAGAAGUGCAUUCCCAGGGUGGAGAAGAUAAUGAGUCGACUGCGCUUUGAUCUAGUGGAUCCGGCCGUGCGGGGUAUUCGCAAAAAAGAUCUGCUUAUGCGGCAGUCCGCGGCCUCCUCCAAAGUGACCUUCGACCUCGUCAGGAGCACCCAUGAUCUGGACACAGAAGAGUCCACCUAGAAGUGGAUUCUAUUUUAAGUUUGAUAACUUUUCCUGUUUAGGAAGUUUAUUUUAUU